CUCUGGACCCGUGUUCUGCCUACAUCUCUCUGAAUGAGCCUUGGUGUAAUACAGAGUACCAUCUGAAACACUCCUCUAUAAACCUGUGCCCCCUGUGUGACAGCCGUGUGUCAGGGGAGUGGUACCGCUUCACAGGGAUGGCUAUGGAGACAGCCAUGCCUACUUUCUGCAUCGAAGAGAACCACUGUGGAACCCACGCCCCCAUCUGGCUCAACGGGAGCCACCCACAGGUUAGUAGACUAGAGGUAGAGAGGCGGACCAGCAGCCAGACGGUUGCUGCCCCGGAUGGAGGAUACUACGUCAACCGUCUGCCCAGACCUUCUGUCUGCUUCCAUGUCUACUGCGGACAUUUCUAUGACAUAUGUGAUGAGGUGGAGUGCAGUGGAACCCAGUGUCCAGAGUCGGACUGCCGCUGUGCUACUGGAACGACCCUGGGACCAGAUAGACAGACAUGUCUCGGGAACGUAGGUUGUAAGGAGGUAUGUGUGAACACCAAGGGGUCCAGACAGUGUGAGUGUGGACAAGGCAGGGUAUGGAGGAGGAUGGACGAAACUGCCCAAAGUGCUACAACAACAACGGAGGCUGUAGCCAUGGCUGCUCUUACUACAGACUCCUAUCACUGUCACUUCCCCGAGGACUGGAGCUGGGGACACAAACGCACAUGCCAGGUCCCGGUGCAGUGUAGCAGCAGCUCCAUUAAGGUGUCGGUUCUAAGGGACCUGGUGGGGGGCCUGGAACUCUCCCUGUCCAACUCGUCAUGUCGCGGCGUCUCCAACGGAACACACAUCAAUCUCAGCUUCAGCCUCAAGACCUGUGGAACAAUAGUGGAGGUGACAGAUGACAAGAUAGUGGGUACCAAUUUAGUGACAGGUCUUCCUAAAUCCAGCCCAGGACCAUGGUCCGGUAGUAACCGGGAUAUGAUUGUCAGGACCUCCAAACUGCUGUUACCUGUCACCUGUGAAUUCCCACGACACUACGAGGUCUCCGACGGUUACCAGGCCAGUCUCCGUAGCUCCGCCCUAGAGCUAGCAGGCCACUCCCAGGGCCUGUUCCCCUUCUCUCUGGAGCUGUUUAAGAGUGCUGAAUUCUCUGAGCCUUACCGAGCUCCACCCCAACUACGCCUACACGAUUCACUGUUUUUCGGGGUGGAACCCAGGGAGAAGGUGGAGGGUUUGUCAGCUCUGGUGGAGAGCUGCUUUGCUACCCCCAGCGCCAAGGCAGACCAGGCUCUCAAAUACUACCUCAUCAAAGAUGGGUGUAUCUCAGAUGAAAUGGUGCGUCAGUUACUCUGCUAAGACCAGCUAUCCCAAACCUCUCCAGUUCCUGUCUUCAAGUUUGUUGGCAAGGACAACAAGGAGGUGUUCCUGCACUGUCGUGUGUGUUGUGGGGUAGGAGACUCCCGCUGUUCUCAGGGCUAGAGGCGUCUGCGUCGGGAACUGUGGAGGACUGAGAGGAACAAGGAACAGGGACUGGACCAGCAUCACGUUGCUGGUGGAGGACCCAUACGCAUCAUGCCAGACUGA
Salvelinus sp. IW2-2015 is the source of this 1523-nucleotide messenger RNA. The record is from RefSeq and is a predicted model, not a curated record. NCBI's taxonomy places the organism in Eukaryota, Metazoa, Chordata, Actinopteri, Salmoniformes, Salmonidae.